This is a messenger RNA of Sphaerulina musiva SO2202, 2841 nucleotides long. RefSeq names its product PAP1-domain-containing protein. The transcript is spliced from 5 exons. NCBI's taxonomy places the organism in Eukaryota, Fungi, Ascomycota, Dothideomycetes, Mycosphaerellales, Mycosphaerellaceae. Gene Ontology annotation, cellular component: RNA polymerase II transcription regulator complex. Gene Ontology annotation, molecular function: DNA-binding transcription activator activity, RNA polymerase II-specific; transcription cis-regulatory region binding. The record is from RefSeq and is a predicted model, not a curated record. Bases 426 to 2483 code for a protein of 685 amino acids.
CUGUACUCUGAAAUAGGUAUUCUGCGAUAGUCUGGUCUGUAUACUCUCAUUAAACUUCUUCUGCCUCUCUUCACCAGACACUCUUCCACGCUGGAGUCUGCUCCGCGAAGCCGCUAAGAAGGUAGAAGGAGAGACGGGCUUGUCCAUUGAACGACACGCCUGAAUUCCGGCCCUUCUUCCUCGGAAUCGUCAUUCUUGUGAGAAGCUCAGAUUCUGCCUUCUCACUCCGCUCUCUUCUUUUCCUCUUCCUCUCCCUCUUCUCCUCUGCCUCUGCCAGACACAGACGCACGGGGAAACAGAGCCGUCAAUCCGUGAACAACAGGAAUCCGCGUGGAACACAGCCCGACCCGCCAUACCUCACCGACGAUCAGACGACCCUCCUCCGCGCUGCACUGGACUCUCAGUCGAGGCCACAGCACCCCUCCAUGCCCACGACUGGCACCACCCCCACCACCAACAGCACAUUCAUCAAAACAGACGACUCGAAUCCUGCAGGUCAGAUGAACGCUGUGUCCGCCGCAAACAGUGCUGCACUCUUUAUGAGCCCUCACACCACCAACAUGGACACGUUUGCCACCGACUACACUCCGGGUUUCGACUAUCUCGACAACGACGAGAGCUUCGACUUUGAGGAUGCCGAUCUGGGUGGAGACAUGAUUGGCGCGUUGCCGGGAAGUAACGGUGAGGUGCACGAGAAGCGCAAGAGCCCGGACGAAGGCGCCGGAACGCCGGAACACGAUUCCAAACGACAGGAGACGAAUAACAACGGCGAGAAGACGGCAAAGAAGCCGGGCAGAAAGCCUCUCGUCAACGAACCGACAACCAAGCGAAAAGCCCAGAAUCGAGCGGCCCAGCGCGCGUUCCGAGAACGCAAAGAGAAACACCUCAAAGACCUGGAGGAGAAAGUCACGACUCUCGAAAAGACGACCGAAGCAGACAAGCAGGAAAAUGGCAUGCUUAAAGCCCAAGUCGAGCGCUUGCAGAAGGAGCUGCGAGAAUAUCGCAAGCGUCUGUCCAUGACCGGUGCCAGCGUGCGCGCCUCACCACCACUGCAUCCCACCGGCAACACACAGCGCAGCGGUAGCGGGACAUCGUAUGGCGCCAACUUUCACUUCGACUUUCCCAAAUUUGGUGCCCUUCCGAACAGCCAGACCUUUGGAGACCUCGGCGGAGCCCCCAUGAAAAGUCCCGUCAGUCAGCGGGACACUCCCCUGGUGCAGUCCCCCCUCAACAUCAAUGGAUUCAGUAAUCAGCCACAGUCACAGAGCCAGAACAGCCGGCACAACAGCACAGGUCGCAGUACGAGCCCGCAGAGUGUGCAGCACACGGGUUCCAGCUCAGCGAGCACGGGAAACUCGACCCACGUUGCAGGACUCAAUGCCACUUUUGCUCCCUAUAGCACGAAUGAUAACAUGCAUGGCUUUGCGAGCACUCUCCCUCAAAUGAAUAGCGGCAAUGGUGCCUUUGAUGACCUGUUCAGCCCGAAUCUGCUCAAGAGUGCCAACAUGAACAGUUACUUUAACAACAACAACAACAACCACCAAGACACCAAGAAUAGUGCACCGGCUUCUCGCUCCACCGGCGACAGCAACGCAGAUGCGGGAGGUGACAGCACUGCUGGCAUCAGUCGCGCCUUUCAGUUCAACAGCGGGAGCAAUGCAAGCGACAGCACAUCCCCCAGUGCAAGCUCCAAUAGUCAAUGGAACAUGAAUGGAAAUGGCAACAGCUCGUGUGGCACAUCUCCCGAGCCCUCUCACGAAAGCCCGGCGCUCAAGGAUGGCUCCUUUUGCGACAAGGUCAACAAGGCAGCAGCCACUUCACAGUCGGACAUGAACUCGAUAUUCGGCUUCGGCAACACCAACUUUACCGAUGCAUCGUCUUUGGGCACCUUUGAUCCCGUUCUGUUUGGUGAGUAUCGGGAUACCAAUGAGGCCAUUGUGGGCGGUGGAGAUUUCACCGGCGGUUUCUUCGACGAUGCUGUCAACUCGAUGCCUUUUGACUACCAAUCUCCGACGAAUCUCUUUGGCAUCCUGCAGUCACCGCUACAGACACCCGGGACACUGCCUGCAUCGGCUGACAAGUCCGCGGAUCGCUCCACGCCCAGUCGCAAUCUCAUGGCAGAAGUCGAAAAGACGUGUGAUGGUGGCGAUGAUGACUACGGUCUUCCCGGUGUUGCCAAGAAGUCCAAGACGGAUAGUGGAAAGUUUAUCAGCUGCAACAACAUCUGGACGCAACUACAAUCGAACCCGGAUUUCCGAGACGGUAAAUUCGACCUCGAUGGUCUCUGCUCCGAACUUCGAGCCAAGGCCAAGUGUAGCGAGAAAGGCGUCCUGGUCGACCAAGACCAUGUCCAGGCGGCACUCAAGAAGCUAGGACAGAAAGAUGACAAGGGUAAAGCGUACGAUCCGCCAGCCUUGAUGUUUGAGCAGGACAGCUGGGACAGUGCGCUGAAGAAGUUGCAAAACGGCAGCAACAAUGUGUAGCUUGUGUGUAGCAGCUCUCUGAGGUAGUGGAUCAAUCACCGUGCAGUGACGAGAGGGAGAAAACCUCCGUUGACGUCGAAUGCACCCAUGUUCCCAGCAAGUUGGCGGCUGCGCCCUCUGCUCGCGGGGAGUAUGAAGGUGGGAGUGACGGCAUGACCAUGGACGGGAUCACGACCAGUUUCUCUUUUUUUUUGUAACGACCUGGUUUUUUUUUCUUGCUACACUAUGUGGAUGGGGAUGGCGAUGGGAAUGGGAAUGGGGGAGAAGUGAAACAACUGCUCACUUGGUUGAUGAAAUCGGUUGGUUGGUGUGCUUGUCUACUUGGGGCUGGAAAAGAACCCAAUCAGCAGGGGAAACC